UCUCUCUUUUUCAGCACCACCUCCCUCCCAGCAAACAAAGAAUGGCCUGCUACGACCUGUGCCCCACCACCCCCGGCAUCUCCUGCCCCCAGCCCGUCGCCAACAGCUGCAACGAGCCCUGCGUGCGCCAGUGCCCCGACUCCACCGCGCUCAUCCAGCCGCCCCCCGUGGUGGUCACCUUCCCCGGCCCCAUCCUCAGCUCCUUCCCCCAGCAAGCCGUGGUGGGCUCCUCUGGAGCACCUGCUUUUGGGGGCUCCCUGGGGCUGGGGGGGCUCUACGGGGGCUCCCUGGGAUACGGAACCCAGUAUGGAUACGGGAGCCCGGCCCUGUCCGCGCUCGGCAGCGGCUCCUGCGGCCCCUUCUCGUCCCGCCGCUACGGCCGCGUCUUCCGCAACGUCUGCGGGCCCUGCUAAAGGCACAGGGGGGGCCCUGCUAAGCCC
Empidonax traillii (willow flycatcher) is the source of this 440-nucleotide messenger RNA. RefSeq names its product scale keratin-like. The transcript has 2 exons. Lineage: Eukaryota; Metazoa; Chordata; Aves; Passeriformes; Tyrannidae. The record is from RefSeq and is a predicted model, not a curated record. Gene Ontology annotation, molecular function: structural constituent of cytoskeleton. Bases 42 to 413 code for a protein of 123 amino acids. Gene Ontology annotation, cellular component: intermediate filament.